This is a messenger RNA of Tigriopus californicus, 1995 nucleotides long. RefSeq lists its product as uncharacterized. The transcript has 2 exons. The record is from RefSeq and is a predicted model, not a curated record. Lineage: Eukaryota; Metazoa; Arthropoda; Copepoda; Harpacticoida; Harpacticidae. Bases 70 to 1932 code for a protein of 620 amino acids.
GGCGUGUUCCCAUUUGACAACUUAGAAAUCGAUGGCCCUUUGGUUCCGAAAGAACAUCGUUCUCUUCCCAUGGAUGAAAACCACCCCUCCCUUAAAUUUGCCAAUAGCUUCCAUGAAGACGAAAAGAAGCCCUUUGGGCCUAUCAAUCAUAAACCAGACUCAUCAGUCGUCCCUGAACACUUUGAAGAGGAGCCCAAGGAUCUAUACAACCUAUUUAAGUCCAAGCCCGUCCAAGAAGAGGUGAAGGAACAAUUCCUCCCAUUUGAACACAAACCUGAACCAGAGCCAUUUGUUCGUGAAGAGGUGAAGGAGGAGCGAUACAACCCUUUCGAACACAAGCCUGAUUUUGAACAUGGCUCCGAGCAUGAGCCUUAUCUGAAGGAAUCCUACGACCCAUAUAGCUACAAACCUGAGUCCAAUCACAUUUCUGAGUAUUCCGGUGCUCACAGAGACCCAUAUGAGUUCAAAGAUUUCCCAUCGUCCACCUUCUCUGAGGAAGAGUUCGUCAUGCCUAAUUUGCCACCCCCACCAGAAAUGGAGAAGGCCAUGCGUGAAAGCAAUUUCGAGAUGAGAGUACCCACUUUGGGCGCUCGAAUCACAUUCAACCCAUCGAUGCCGUUGUUCGAUUCGUUCCAUUCUGGAAUCCAUUCCAACGACAUUCACAGCCAUACCAAGAAGGCGAUUAACCCUAAGCAACGAAGUAUCGACUUCUUCAACAGAUUCGACCAUCAAACAAUUCAAUACCAAAAUGACGAGGAAGAAGAGUCCGAACCGGAGGUCAUUAUUUUAGAAGAACCCAAAUUCAGCGAUGAGGGCGAGCGUCAACCCCGAAAUCCUGAUUUGCCUGCCAAUUUCCGUGUUGUGGAGCCAACCGAAGACUUUGUCCAACCUGAGGAGGACAAUGCCCCUUCCUUGGAUGCCACCCGACAAUAUCUGUUCCCCGCCGAAGGAGCGAGUCCACCCAGAUUGGACGAAUCAUUCGACGAGGACAACUUUGGACCCAAUCCAUUCAAAAGAUAUGAAUCGAGCGAAGUCGAGCCAGAGCAAAGAAGGUACGAGGGAGAUUUCCAAAAGAGUCGUGAGGUUCUGCCGUCUCCUUUCGAUUUUGGCCAAGAAUCUCGAUACGACGAAUCCGAAUCCUUUCAACUGCCCAGCCCCGAGGACUUCUUCAAAGGAUUGGAUCGUCCUGGUCCAUUUGGCGAUGGAUUCAAUAGCUUCAAGACGCCCUCGCCCCCUCCUGUCUCAUCUUCCCCCGUUCGGUUCCCGCCAAAGAAGGAGUACUCGACCCCCAAGACGUCGUUCUUCGACAAAUUAAAAUCGCCCAAACGCAAAAAUACCAAAGCCCCCGUUUAUGUGCCCAAGCCCAAUACUCUUUAUCAGCAUGAACCCAAGGUGGCGAGCAAUCGUCGAAUUAGCUCCCCAAUGAACGUGGACGAACCCGGGUUCCAUCAGUUUAGUACCCAGUUCCAAAGAAGAUCCGGUAUGCCCAUUAUUCCGCCUGAAGAUCUCAUGGCCGUGGAAGAACGAGGUGAGCAAUUGAGGGUCCAACCUCGGAAUAUUCACGUCCGAUCCAUCGAUGAAGAUGCCAUUCCCAAGAUGGUGCUUCCAUCCCCGCGACUAAAUCAAGAGCCAAUCCAUAGUCGAGCCAGUCAUGGACGAGCCCUUUUUGGGGUGUCUUCCGAUUUGGAGUUCAACGAUGAUCCCGCCAUUCAAGAGCCCCAUCAAUUCAUCAAUGUUGAGAAUUACGACCAAUUCAAAGCCGGAUUCAACCGAGGCAAUCCAUACCACCAUGUUCAAGAUGUCCAGGAGCAUCUGGGACACAACCACAGAGAAGAGGUCAGCUGGGCCGAUUCUGACUCAGGAUACGGAAAGCAUUAUUAUGAAUUCAACCAUGGAGAUCAUAAAUAUAAAAUGCACCAUCAACAUGAGUGAAAGCGAUGAUGCCAUUGAACGUCUCUAGCCAUUAAAAUCAUACUGUAUAGGAACAUGUUUUAA